Molecule: messenger RNA, 2794 nt
Organism: Triplophysa dalaica
Lineage: Eukaryota; Metazoa; Chordata; Actinopteri; Cypriniformes; Nemacheilidae
Gene: olfml3a
Product: olfactomedin-like 3a
Exons: 3
Coding region: 1491-2672 (393 amino acids)
Biological process (GO): signal transduction
Source: RefSeq, a predicted model, not a curated record
UAUAUUAACGUUCAUGUUCAUACUUAAUACGCAUUGUAGAAAUAGUUCGUUAACAGGUUAUGCCCCUGUAUAUAUAUUUAUUAACUCGUAGUAUUAACAUUGUCUGCUGGACUGUAGGUCAACGCCGCCGCCAUAUUGGUGAGGGCAAAAGCCAACUAUAAAGAGAUACGAACAAAUGGUGGAGCUGCAGUUUUCUGGAUAAACAUUGGUUUCAUUUCUCAACUGAUUUCAAUACUUUUCUAUUUACAUGGAGAACAGAAAGUUUUGGCUCCAGUUAUAGAUGGUUAGAGAUGAAAACGUAUUAAUUGUCAUACGGAACUGUUAAAAGUCUGGCUUAUCAAGCAAUCAUUUAGGCGCCAUUGACGUAUUGCAGCGGGGCAAACGUGGUGUAUAGGCAUUUAUAUAAAUUGUUAGGCCUAUGCCUACCUAAUUAAUGUUGCUAUAAGGGCUAGUCGCCAUCUUGUCCGUGACGUCAAAUGACGCGUCUCCCUGAAGUCGGGGUUAAUCAAUCUGCCCCUAGCUCAGAGUUCGGAUAACCGACUUUGUUUGCCGUUCCAUUACUUCCGGGAUUGAGGUCGGCAAGAUCCGAAAUGCAGCAUUAAUCCUUGGUGUUUCGAGUUUAAUGAUACCCAUACCCUAAUCCACACCCUUAACCUAACCAUGUAGACUACAUAUGGUCCUUCAACGUGACAAAAACAGGACCACAUGAUGUCAUCUGACUCGAAAAAACAAAGAUUUAGUGAAAGCCUUGUGGUUUAUAGUGUCAUCUUGCCCAUCCAAUAUUGCGGAGAAGUAUCGUAGCAACGGGCCAGAGCGCUCGCUCACAUCGAUUGCCUGAAUUGUCCUUGGGGUUGCAAAGGACAAAAAUGAAAAAUAUCUCAUAUUAGAAAAAUAUCAGAACAAAUUAUAUUUAGAUUUGGCUAAUUUUUGUGCUUUCUGUUCUUACUCCGUAAUGGAUUCUGAUGGAAGGGUUUUAGUAUUAAGCUAAGACUGUGAGGAUACUUAAUAAGGAUCUAUCUCUUCAAACAAGAGGUCAGGUUCUUCAAUCAUUUAGUCUGCAUAGCCUAGUACAUUGACAGAAUAAAGUGAAGGAAUUGAGGUAAUAGUCAAAUUCAAUGUCUGCUUUAUUGAUAUUUCUGCCACAUGUACAGUACAUACGUAUAGAAGAUUGAAAUUGCGUUUUUCAGACCCAUGGUGCAUACAAAUAACACGUUACAACAGUGAUUUCAUAUUUAAGGUACAGUAUUUCAGUCUCUUUUAAGGACAGAGAGAGUCCACAUGGCUCCUCCCUCAGUGUUAGUGAAAACAUUCCAGCCAGCGAAUUUGAAACCCUGUAAGUCCCUGUUACUGGUCCCUUCUGCUUCUGAGAACACACGCUUAUUACACGGCAAGAAAUCUCCACAUCCAGCUGCUCCACAUCAGCCUCUCAGAGUUCUCAAUGUACUCUUGAUUUGUGGAGUACCUGAAAGUGUUUCUCAUCCAAACUUACCAUGAAAGCCACCGUAUUCUUCAUUUUCUUCACCAUUUUGACUCAGGUCAGAGGCCAGUACUACCAGGGCCUUAUGAACUACCUGGAAAGUAGGAUGCUUGCUAUGGAGGAACGUAUUGCAAUGUGGCACGAACAAAACAGCCGUUACAACUCCGACCUGAAGGAAUUCAGACAGCAAGCUGCAGACCUGUUGGAAAAGUUGACCAAGGAGGACAAUAAACUGCGUUUGGACAUGGAGGCUGCAGGAGCACGGGUGGACCGAGUGGAAAGAGAGAUGGACUACAUUGAAACCAAGAAUCCCCCCAGGCCGUGUGUUAAAGCUGCAGCCAAAAUGGUGGAACAGGAUGUGGUUGUCAGAGAGAGGAAGAAGGAAGAGUUCUUUGAGAUUUCGGUGUGCGUUAACAUCGUGUCCAGUAUUCGAGGAAUGAAGAUUCUCAAGAGGCUCGGGAGUCCCAAAGGUGUAUGGACCAAAGAUGCCAGAUCAGCAAAAGUCUACGUCUUCAACAGCACGUCUGACAACACGCUGUAUGAGUUCAGCUCCGUACGAGAGCUUUCGGCCUCAUCAGGUGUAUCUAACGGCAGACAGAUCACCCUUCCCUCUGCCUGGAACGGGACUGGACAUGCAGUGUUCGACGGCUUCCUCUACUACAUCAGCGAGAGCUCGGAGAUCCAAGUUAUGAAAUAUGAUUUUAAGAACGGUUCAAUCGCAGACAGCACAGUUUUUCCCAAGGAGAGCAACAGCCCUGUGUACAGCCUUAAUCCAGAGACCCUGGUGGACCUGAUAGCAGAUGAGGAUGGCCUUUGGGCCUUGUAUCCUUCCGGGGAUACCAUUAGUGUAGCUAAGAUGGACUCAGACUCUCUAGAUAUAGAGCAGAUGUGGGACACAGCUUGCCCGAGAAACAACGCCGAAGCGGCUUUUAUUGUCUGCGGCACAGUCUUCGUGGUUUAUAACACUAAGCCACCGAGCCGCUCGCGGGUGCAGUGUGUGUUUGAUGUGAAUGAUAUGGUAAGCAGCGGCGAGGCCCCUCUUGUUUAUUUCCCCAGACGGUACGGGGCUCAUUCCAGCCUCAAAUACAAUCCGGAGGAGCGGCAGCUUUAUGCGUGGGAUGAUGGGUACCAGAUUAUUUAUAAAUUAGCCCUGAAGAAGAAGCUAUGGGCAACUAUGCCACCGCCUGAGGAAUAGAACGUGUGCUUUUGGAGAUCUGAAAGGGCUUUAAAAUUCAGGCUACAAAAGCCUUUACCUUUAUCAGCACACAGAUAUAUUGCUUCAGUUGCACAUUUUAUUAAAAAAGAUGAGAUAAUAUU